Messenger RNA from Linum trigynum, 3675 nucleotides. Lineage: Eukaryota; Viridiplantae; Streptophyta; Magnoliopsida; Malpighiales; Linaceae. The record is from the annotation of a GenBank genome assembly.
CAGAUUUUGACUCCAUCUGGCUUCAAACUUAUUGAAGCAGAAAUGGGAGCUGAAAAUGGGGACGAAGCAUCGGUUAUGGCGACCCUUCUUCCUCUUGCUUCUGCUUCUCAGCAGCCUUAUGUGUCUGAGCUUCUAUCCUUCACUCUGGAUCGACUCCACAAAGAACCUGAGUUACUGCGGGUUGAUGCUGAGCGAAUAGAGAGACAAAUGCAGGAGGUGGCAGUGGGGAACUACCAUGCCUUCAUUGUUGCCACGGAUGCUUUAAAUGCGAUUAGAGAAGAAGUGUCCAAUGUUGAUAAGCUUCUGGAAUCACUAAUCUCUGAAAUCCCUGAAUUAAUAUCUGGCUGCACUGAGUUCAUUGAAUCCGCGGAAGAGGUCCUGGAGAAGCGGAAGAUGAACCAAAUGUUGCUCUCAAACCAUAGCACAUUGCUGGAUUUGCUUGAAAUUCCACAACUUAUGGAUACGUGUGUGAGGAAUGGUAAUUAUGAUGAAGCUCUUGACUUAGAAGCAUAUGUUACCAAACUUGCGACAAUCCACCCCAAAUUACCCGUCAUCCAGGCUCUAGCUGCUGAAGUUAGACAGACAACCCAGUCUCUUCUGGCUCAGCUUCUCCAGAAACUUUGUUCUAAUGUUCAGUUGCCAGAGUGCCUCCGUAUUAUUGGCUACUUGCGUCGAAUAGGAGUGUUUUGUGAGUAUGAACUGCGUCUGCAGUUUCUGAGAUGCCGGGAGGCAUGGCUUACAGGUAUUCUUGAGGAUCUGGACCAAAGGAAUGCUUAUGAGUUCUUGAAGGGAGUGAUAAACUGCCACAGAAUGCAUCUCUUCGAUGUCGUAAACCAAUACCGGGCAAUAUUUGCUGAUGAUACAUCAGGAAGUGAAGAAAACUCUGAUGGUGGGCUUCUUUUCAGUUGGGCCAUGCAUCAGAUCACUUCACACCUUAAAACUCUCAAAAUAAUGCUCCCAAAGAUAACUGAGGGUGGACCACUUUCAAAUAUUCUGGACCAGUGCAUGUACUGUGCAAUGGGACUUGGUGGUGUAGGGCUGGAUUUUCGAGGCUUGCUUCCACCUCUAUUUGAACAGGCAGUUCUCAAUUUAUUCUCAAAGAACAUGGGUACAGCAGUUGAAAAUUUUCAGUUGGUUUUAGAUUCACAUCGCUGGGUGCCAAUGCCAGCAGUUGGCUUUCCAGCUAGUAAUAUGGGUGAAGAGACCCAUGAUGACAUAUCUCCACCGCCGUAUCUAAUGGAGCAUCCACCUCUAGCAGUUUUUGUUAAUGGUGUGUCCGCUGCAAUGAACGAGCUGCGCCCGUGUGCUCCACUAAGUCUGAAACAUGUGCUUGGUGUAGAAUUAAUUAAGGGAUUGGAAGCUGUUGCAGACUCUCUGUUAAGGUACAACGCCACUAGGAUGCUCAGAGAAACUGAGUCUGCACUUUUCCUCUCACUCUGCAGAGCAUUCAUAGAGAUUGUCCAUCCGCAUUGUGCUGCAUGCUUUGGCCGCUGUUAUCCAGGAGGGGCUGGUUUUGUUAUGGAUGCCAAGAAUGUACUCGAUGGGGUCGGCCGCCUAUUAGCGACGGCUUCCUCCAGGGAGCUCCCGAAGCCAGCGAAAAUUUCAGAGGAGAAGGCUGUAAUGGAAAAUGGUGAUGCCCCCGUGGUCCAAAAUGGGACGACUUCUUCUGAUGGAGAACAGAGGAACGAAAUGGACGGAACGAACGUAAUUAACUUGCCAGCAGAGGAAAGCAAGGUGGAUGUAGCUGUUAAAGCCACAUGAUGUCGGGUUUGUUCUUCCAGUGGCCAUUGCUAGGUUGUAGGAUGCAUGAGGGCUGUGGUCUGUUCUGUAUAGGCUUUUGUAACGCUGUAGAUAGAGAACUCUGUUUUAGUUGUCACAAAAAAUAAAUCGAUUCAGGAACUGGGACUUCGGAAGCUCCAGUGGUUGGGUGUUUUUAUCUCGCUUGGAGAGUCUGUUUGUGACGUGAGUCUGUCAAUGUUACCGAUCAUUGGGCCAAUUGGAUUGAUUACCAUUUAACGGACAUUGAUUAAUGGGUCGUUUGAUGUGGUAUGUGGGUGUCUUAGGGUAUUUGAUCCAAAAUAGCACGUUUGAUUAGGAAAGAAAUGGAUACAAAUUUUGGUUCGGGUUAUUCUCCAAUUAUCGCAAACCUAUUAUGUGGGGAGGACUAGUAUUUCUCAAAUAACAGGUUGUUGGGAUUUUUUCUCUCAAUACACGAGUUCUAAAAAAAAAAAAAAAUUCGAUCUACACAUGUUUUUAUCAUCAUUGUCGUCAUCAAAAACAGUGAACAUAAUCAUCGUUAUUUAGAACGACGGCGAAUUUUUCACCGCAAUCAAUAACAACGGUGAACACAUCAUUGCGGUUAAGGAAAACGGUGAAUAUAUCACCGCGGUUAAGAAAACGGUGCAUCACCGCGCUAAACAAAAACGGUGAACGCAUCAUUGUUAACGUAAACGGUGGAUUCCGCAAUUGAGAAGAGCGGUGAACAUUUGUCACGUUUUCCAACUCCUGGUAGGUGAAUAAUUAGGUCACAACGACCUAGCCUUCACCGCAUUAUACUAAAGCAGUGAACGUGUUGACCGCCUUGGACAACCAUAGUGAUUGCUGACUGUUUUUCAUAUAAAUAAACGAUCCAAGCGUAGUUGAUGAAAAAAUCUCCCCCAUUUCUAUCAAAUUUAAGCAACAAUCCCCUUCUCGGCCUGCUUCCAGCAACUACGGUUACAUAAACUCCAAUUUUUUCGGUAUGAUAUAAUACUAUAUUGUUUAGAUUUUGAUGUUUCAGUAGUUAUAUGUAUGUAUUUAAUGAGUUAUUGUUAAAGGCAAAUAUGUUAUGUUAGAGAUAUUUAGAUUAAUUAUGGUAUGAUUGAUGUUAGUUAGUUAUGAAUUUAGAUGAAUUUUUUAGUAUACUCAUGUUAUUGUAAUGCUAAUUAUGGUCCAUGUUUCGAUUAGUUAGUUGCGGUUAUUUAUGGUUUUGGAUGAUAUUAUUUUCGUAGCCCUAAAAAUAUGGUUUUGGAUAAUGUUUGUGUAGCCCCAAGUACUAAUUAUACUAUACUAAUUUUAUUAGACUUAAGCUAAUAGUUACUUAUUAUAACAGACAUGGGUAAAUUUAAGAAGUUUUAGCUUCUUAUUUGGUGGAAUCGGAUGACAAACUCUGGCAUUGGGAUCGAUUAUGAAGACGGUGAAUCCGCUAUGUUGAAAAUUGAGUCGAGAUUCAGGUGACAAGAACUCCGUGACAUUUGUGCAGACAUGAUUUGUAUGAGCAGACAAACGAGAGUUGGUAAAAUUACUUACCGGUAUCCAAACAUGAGUGUUGGCUGGGUUAUGUACGAAGAAGUUGUCAUACAUGAUGAUGACGUUGUUACCAUGAUGUUACAGUUCCUAGCUGACAACCAGAUACGGCUUGCAGAGGUAUAUGUUAAGAUUGAGGCAGUGGGUGAAACUCAUUCUCCCCAGUAUUCUUAUGAUGAUGGUUUUGCAGGAGGGUACGAAUGGGGUGGUAGUUCAUGCAUGUAUUUUUGGAUUUUCCCCAGGUUAUUGUCUAUUUUUUCUAAUCCCAAAUUAUUCUCUCUUUUUAAGUCAUAUCUUUUGUCUUUUCUUUCCUAAUUAUCCCCGUAAUCAUUACUUGGUUGUUCCUCUUAUCUUAAUUAUGCAUAACACUAACAAAGAUAUCAUAUGUCU